AGAAAAGGAAAAUGUUGCUGCAGCAUCAGAAAACAGGCCUACAGCUACUACGCAUGUGCCACAGUAUGUGACCUCAAGUAUUUGGCAUCCUCCUAAAUCAUGCACCGUGGAUGCCAACACUGACAAUGCUAAGCCAGUGGUCUCCAAGGGGUCUGUGAGGCUUGGAGCAGGUACAAGUCAGAGGGAGGCCAGUUUCAUCACUACUGGCCAGAGAGUCCCUCUUACUUCAUCCAGUAAUCAAAGUACCCCUGUUGAGCAUGCUCCGGUGUCUACCAGUUCUGUCUCUGCUCCUGCACCACAUGCUUCAGCACAUCAGCCUGCUACCGCUGCUCAAAAUACAGCCAGUCUGAUGACACCACCAGCAACCACCUCAGUAGUGCAAGAGUCUUUCUCGUCCUCCUUCCAAAGAGUGCUUGCAGCCCCCAGCUCUCUUGCACAGCCUAAGCCUUUCCAUGGGUCCAAGAACAUGUCAUUAGCAGCUUCCACUAUUUCAUCUGCUCUCUCAUCUCAGUCUAGUUUCAACCGGCAUUCUUCCACCUCCAUCAGCUACCAGUCAAAAAAGAGAAACACAAGCCAGUCAUAUACACCAAUGCCAGUUUCUGGAAGCUACGGUGAAAGUCCUGCUGCUUCUGCUACUUCAAAACAAAGAGUUGUUACUACUGCCAGCAUAAAGCCCUCUGUGUACCAGCCAGCACCAGCACCAGUUCAUUCCUACUCCCCUGCCAACGCUGAGCCUGCAAGUCGCCCUCCCUGGGUAACAGAUGACUCCUUUUCCCAGAAAUUUGCACCUGGAAAAACCACCACCACUGUCACAAAGCACAUCCUACCAAGGGGUGCUCCAGUACCAUCUCCUGCCUCAACUUCUGCUUACCCAUCUCCAGUUUCAACUUCUUCCCAGGCUCCUGCAAUAGCCCGGGGAACAGUUCAGAGGGCUGAACGUUUUCCAGCCAGCAGCCGAACUCCUCUCUGUGGGCACUGUAACAGCAUAAUUCGGGGUCCUUUCCUGGUAGCCAUGGGUCGCUCUUGGCACCCAGAAGAAUUCAACUGUGCUUACUGCAAGACAUCCUUGGCCGAUAUGUGCUUUGUGGAAGAGCAGAAUAGUGUGUACUGUGAGCGCUGUUAUGAACAGUUCUUUGCACCAACCUGUGCCAGAUGCCACACUAAGAUCAUGGGGGAAGUGAUGCAUGCCCUAAAACAGACUUGGCACACAAGUUGCUUUGUCUGUGCUGCUUGUAAGAUGCCAUUUGGUAAUAGCCUCUUUCACAUGGAGGAUGGGGAACCUUACUGUGAGAAAGAUUAUAUUGCUUUGUUCAGCACAAAAUGCCAUGGCUGUGAUUUUCCUGUUGAAGCUGGAGAUAAAUUCAUUGAAGCUCUUGGACACACUUGGCAUGAUACCUGCUUCAUUUGUGCUGUAUGCCAUGUGAAUUUGGAAGGUCAGCCAUUCUACUCCAAGAAGGAUAAGCCACUGUGCAAGAAGCAUGCCCACGCCAUCAAUGUUUAAAAGAAGAGUUGGUAGCCAGUAAUGCUGGGGAAAAACAGAUGACUAACGGCAAUCAUAAAGUUGAUAACCAUGGCUAGUAUUUCUCUUGGUAAACGCAAGGAAGUUGAUACUUCUGAAGUUUAACUUUAACCUUUUUCAUAAAUGCAGAACAUACUUUUGCAAAGUCCAUACAAAAACCUCCUGAAUGAACAGUCAAAAACAAAUGAACUAGUCCA
Messenger RNA from Leptosomus discolor (cuckoo roller), 1716 nucleotides. The record is from RefSeq and is a predicted model, not a curated record. NCBI's taxonomy places the organism in Eukaryota, Metazoa, Chordata, Aves, Leptosomiformes, Leptosomidae.